Messenger RNA from Neurospora tetrasperma FGSC 2508, 1623 nucleotides. RefSeq lists its product as uncharacterized. The record is from RefSeq and is a predicted model, not a curated record. The coding region runs from base 1 to 1623 and encodes 540 amino acids. The transcript is spliced from 4 exons. Lineage: Eukaryota; Fungi; Ascomycota; Sordariomycetes; Sordariales; Sordariaceae.
AUGCUCUAUCGCCAACUCAGCAAGCUCGCCGUCGUCGGCGAGAGGCCCGAGUCCCCCAAGGCCAACCAAUCUCGACUUCGUCAUCCAACCCCAUACUCGAUUGAGCACUAUCGGCACGAAGGAGUACGCGCCUCUAAAGAUGACAGUCCGCCAGCCGACUCGCCGAGAGGUAGAUCACAAUCAUCGACAUGGACGCUUACUCGCACUCGGGCCCCCACCCCUCAUCCCAGUGCCACCAAAUCACGCCGCAGAAAGGAGGAGAAAGCAGUCCAGUGGACUGAUCCAUUAGAGCAGGAGUCGCCCGAGCAGAAAAGCAUUCCAGUGCCCGCACCAUCGAAGAAGAAGUCAGCUAUGAAGAGGAGUCAAGCAAUCCAGCAGGAGGAUGAGAAGUCAACACAGAAAGAGGAGGAUUCACUUGAAGAUUUCUCAGAAGCGCCAGCCAAGCAGAAGAGCGAUGACACAUCAGCAUCGCAGAAAGUCAAACCCUGCACUUUGCGCCGAGACAGGCGCUCGUCCAUCCCCAGACCAAAGCGCACCAUCAUGACGUCGGAAAAGCCGAGGCAGAUAGUCAUUCCAGAACGACCACUAAGCCCCCUCAUACCUCCAGCCGUUCCCGCGCCGUUGCAGCUCUCUCACCGCCAAACCCGGAUCAACGCUAUCCCAUCAUCAACUCCUGUCCCAGCAAUUACGAGCAAAACAGCAGCACGAGACUUCUCGUUCGAUCACAGGCCAGAGGUGAUUACCGUUAGCUCCCGCUCUGUCCAGCAGAAUCGCCCAUCCGCCAUCACCAGAAACAACUUGUCGCAGUAUGAGUCAACCUCAUACCUGCAAACGAAGCCCAAGCGUGCCGGUACCACCAGGACCCGUCCGACAUCCCCUAAUGCCGAGCGUGGACCAGCUGCAUGUGUAGAUGCUCUUCCCGGUUACAGUAGUCCAUCCAAACCGAAGGCACUACCCUCGUCAGCCUCUGUCUCGUCCUUCCAUUCGGCGAAGUCUUUCUGGAGCGGCCUCAGCACUUCCAGCAGCUGUGGCGCUAUCGUGUCCGGACCUGGUCCCGACCUCAGUUCUAAGCCUGCUUUGUCCAUGCUCAACAGUAGUAGUAGCAAGGACAAGGAUUUGUCCAAGACGUCGAUGGUGUCGAGACUCUCGUCGGUGUUGCCUUAUCAUCUAGAGGUAGCAAAGCGUGAAAGGACCGCAUCUGGCGGAUGUAGCAAGAGCACGACCUCUUCCCUCCAGCUACAUAUUCAAGAGCAUUCCCGGGAUGGCUCCUCCAGUAUCAGUAGCGCUUCCAAGAGUACUGCCAGCUCCUCAACGAGUUACCACACUGCGAAAAGCCACCUCAGCGGUUCCAACAACACCAGCACGAGUAACAUCGUUACCAGCAACCCAAGCUCAAUGACCGCCAGCUGUACCUCUAUGACAGCUGAAUACAUCCCGACCGUCCAAUCCGAGCUCUGGAAUGAACUCAUGAACUUCUGUUGCUCGGACUCCUCCUCAGUGCCUCCAGAAGAGCGGUACUGCGACUGCGACGAUUGCCACUGGAGCAAUGAAAAGGAUGUAGCGGGCUGCAGCACUGUGGCGACAGUUGGGGAGAGCCGGAAGUGUAGGGCGAGGAGGGCGUAG